GCGCGAUCUCCUUCUGCCCGGCUCCGUCCGCUUCUUAUAUUCCACCGCUUUCUCUCUUCCUCCCACUUACCAUCGCCCUCUCCUCCUCACCAUGUCCAACAUCACUGAAGAGCCCCCCUCCACCGAUCUCAUCACCCUCACUCGCCAUGUCCUGAGCGAUCAGAUCCGCCUCGGGCCAAAGGCCACGGGCGACCUCACCCUCCUCCUCACCGCCAUCCAGACCACCUGCAAGUUCAUCGCGACCAAUGUGCGCAAAGCGCGCCUCAUCAAUCUCGUCGGCCUCGCGGGCGAGACGAACGUGCAAGGCGAGGAGCAGAAGAAGCUGGACGUGCUCGCGAACGACAUCAUGAUCAACUCGCUGCGCGCGUCUGGGAAGACCGCCGUGCUCGUCUCGGAGGAGAACGAGGAGGCGGUCAUCAUCGAGGACAAGUACAAGGGCCGCUACUGUGUCGUCUUCGACCCGCUCGACGGCUCGAGCAACAUCGAUGCGGGUGUGAACAUCGGCACGAUCUUUGGCGUGUACAGGGUGAAGGACGACUCGAAGGGCGCGAUCUCGGAUGUGUUGCGACCGGGGAGCGAGAUGGUCGCGGCGGGGUACUGCAUGUACGGUUCCUCCGCGAACUUGGUGCUCACCACCGGCGACGGCGUCAACGGCUACACCCUCGACGCCGGCGUCGGCGAGUUCAUCCUCACCCAUCCCAACAUCCAAGUCCCCUCGCGCGGCAAGAUCUACUCGUUCAACGAGGGGAACUCGAUGUACUUCCACAAGCCCGUCGUCGACUACCUCCACUCGAUCAAGUACCCUGCGAACGGCAAGCCGUACAGCGCGCGGUACAUUGGAUCCAUGGUCGCCGAUGUGCACCGUACGCUGUUGUACGGUGGUAUCUUCGGCUACCCGGGCGACAAGAAGAGCAAGUCGGGCAAGUUGCGGAUACUGUACGAGGCGUUCCCGAUGUCCUUUUUGACCGAACAGGCCGGCGGCGUCGCCACAGACGGCACCCAGCGCGUCCUCGAUAUCAUCCCGAAGGGCAUCCACGACCGCUGCCCAGUCUUCUUGGGUAGUAAAGAGGAUGUCGAGGAUCUGAAGAAGUUCUACAAGAACUCCGAGGGCCAAUGAGCGUCAUGUACUCUAUAUCCAGGCAGAUCUGUAGCAGUAGGAGGUCCAAUGUAACAUACAAGCAAUCUACCCCAUAGAGAUCAACACCCCUAUAGUUUCCUGACCUAUAAGAUCUAGGUCACCAUACGCCGUCGCGAGGGGUUUACGAGGCAGGUUCAAGUGCGAGUCUUCCGCCUGAACUGCAAAUUUAUGGCUUGCCAUGGGCACA
This is a messenger RNA of Schizophyllum commune H4-8, 1325 nucleotides long. RefSeq names its product inositol phosphatase. NCBI's taxonomy places the organism in Eukaryota, Fungi, Basidiomycota, Agaricomycetes, Agaricales, Schizophyllaceae. Gene Ontology annotation, molecular function: fructose 1,6-bisphosphate 1-phosphatase activity. The record is from RefSeq and is a predicted model, not a curated record. The coding region runs from base 92 to 1117 and encodes 341 amino acids. The transcript has 6 exons. Gene Ontology annotation, cellular component: cytoplasm; cytosol. Gene Ontology annotation, biological process: sucrose biosynthetic process; fructose 6-phosphate metabolic process; fructose metabolic process.